AUGCCUGAGAAAAAACCCACACAGUGGCGAUGGAGGACUGUCUGUUCCCUGAUUGUGGGACUCGGAUUCCUUCUUCUAAUCCUCGGCCUUUCUUUAUACUUUUUCAUCAUCCCAUUCGUUGUUGAUUCCAAAAUACGCGAGAAUUCCCAGCUGUUGGAAGGUAGUCGCUUGAUGGAAGAAUGGAAGACUCCAAAAUAUAAUAUGUUAUUCAAACUUUAUGUGUAUUCCGUUAAGAACCCAGACGAGUUCAUGGCAGGGGAUAAACCUGUUGUAACGGGAAUGGGUCCUUAUACUUUCAGAGAAAAAAUGGAGCAUAAGGUAAUUGGAGUUAAGGAUGGAAAAGUAAAAUAUAAAAUAAUUUCAAACUAUCAUUUUGAUCCUGAAUUGUCUUGUCUAACCUGUAUUCUUGGCAAUAGAGUCUGGGUUCCUAAUAUGAUUUAUCAGAAGUUUGUCGAAGCCGCAUCAACUCCGGGAAUGGAAGCAGCAGCCACAACACUUCUUUCUCAAACAGCUUUCCUUGAAGUUGAAGUGGGAGAGUUGUUAUUCGAUGGUUACAAAGAUCCAUUCUUGGAUAAAGUAUGUGACAUCCCCUUCAUGAACUUCGUUUGCGACUCCAUUCUCGACUUACCUGAUCGAAUUGGAUUCUUUUUCGAGAAAAAUAACACUAUCGGCUCGACUUUCGAAAUAUCUGAUGGAAGCCAGUCUGUCGAAACUUUGGGACGAGUACUAACAUGGAAUGAUAAAUCGAUUCUUGAUGAAUCUUGGUGGUCCUCUAAAGAUGCCCGAAUUUUACGAGGAAGUGCUGGCGCUUUAUUCCCACCAUUCAUUAAGAAACAAGACCGAUUAUGGGUGUUCGUUGAACAGCUUUGUCGUUCCAUAUAUCUGGACUUCGAAGAAGAAAUCGAGUACAAGGGCAUCCCAGCCUAUCGUUUCGUUCUCCCAGCCUCUGUGUUCGAUUCAUCUUUGAAUGAAAACAAGGGCUUCUGUAAUCCGACUGAGAAACGAUUCUUCUCAUCCCAAGGAGAAUCUGAUGACUGUUGGCCAAAGGGUUUAUUAGAGAUUUCAAAAUGCCAAAGAAGCCAGCCUCCUAUAAUUAUCUCACUUCCUAACUUUUUAUAUGCUGACGACGAAGUUUCGCAAUCCGUCGUUGGACUCAAUAAGUCAGAAGUAGCUAGGGAUUCCAUCAUUGUCGAUAUAGAGCCGAGAACUGGUGUGGUGCUCAAAGCUCAGCGACGUUCUCAAGUUAAUAUCGAAAUGUGGAAGGGCAAAGACAUAAAAUUCCCUGCUAACUUGAAGAAGAUGAAGUCAUCGAUAGUCCCGGUGCUGAUUGUACAUGAAGACGUUGAAAUUGAUAAUAAUUCAUUGAAUAUGCUCAGAAGUGAGCUAAUUGAGACUGAAAGAUUGGCCCUGAUCGUCGCCAAGUUCUUCAUGUUUGUCGGGUUCUUAACUUUGAUCGUCGGUUUCGUACUCACUUUUUAUUGGAUGGGUGUCUUUAACAGCUGCUUAAGCAGACACGGUGUCCACAACAUUGAUCCCCUGCCUAACUAUGUGCCAAAGAAUGGAGUUGAAAAAAUAUAG
Molecule: messenger RNA, 1578 nt
Organism: Auanema sp. JU1783
Lineage: Eukaryota; Metazoa; Nematoda; Chromadorea; Rhabditida; Rhabditidae
Source: the annotation of a GenBank genome assembly